CUGAUAGCAGUCACAAGUGCACCGCUAUCUUAUAUCUAUAUAAAAUUGAGAUACCUUUAGCAAGUUAUAAGAAACUCGUGUAGCAAGGACUUUGGGUGGUAUUCCUUCUUUUCUCCUGUUUGUUUUGUUUAAUAAAAUCUAUACCUCAAGGUAUUCCCCCUAACGUUUAGACGUGUCUUUAUUAAUCUUUUAUUUUUCGUUAAUAUGGCUCAAACCUUCUUAUUUACCUCUGAAUCCGUUGGUGAAGGUCACCCUGACAAAAUUUGUGACCAAAUUUCUGAUGCCAUCUUGGAUGCUUGUUUGAAGGAUGACCCUCUUUCCAAGGUUGCUUGUGAAACUGCUGCCAAGACUGGUAUGAUUAUGGUUUUUGGUGAAAUUACCACCCGUUCCCAAGUUGACUACCAAAAAAUCAUUCGUAAUACCAUCAAGACCAUUGGUUACGACAGCUCUGAGAAGGGUUUUGAUCACAAGACUUGCAACGUUCUUGUUGCCAUUGAACAACAAUCUCCUGAUAUCGCUCAAGGUCUUCACUACGAGAAGGCUUUAGAAGAACUUGGUGCAGGUGACCAAGGUAUUAUGUUUGGUUAUGCCUCUGACGAGACUCCUGAAUUGCUUCCCUUAACCAUUCUCCUUGCUCAUCGCCUCAAUGCCGCCAUGUCCAAGGCUCGCCGUGAUGGCACCCUCCCUUGGUUGCGUCCUGAUACAAAGACCCAAGUUACCAUUGAGUACGAAGAAAACAAGGGCGCUGUUAUUCCCAAACGUGUUGAUACCAUUGUUGUUUCUGCUCAGCAUGCUGAAGAUAUCUCUACCGAGGAUUUGCGUUCUGAGAUCUUGAACAAGAUUGUCAAGACCACUGUUCCUAACCAUUUGUUGGACGCUCAAACUGUCUAUCACAUUCAACCCUCUGGCCGCUUCGUUGUCGGUGGUCCUCAAGGUGAUGCUGGUCUUACUGGUAGAAAGAUUAUUGUCGAUACCUAUGGUGGUUGGGGUGCCCACGGUGGUGGUGCUUUCUCUGGUAAGGAUUACUCCAAGGUUGAUCGUUCAGCUGCUUAUGCUGCCCGCUGGAUUGCCAAGUCUUUGGUUGCUGCUGGCUUAGCUCGUCGUUGCUUGGUCCAAUUAUCCUAUGCUAUUGGUGUUGCAGAACCCCUUUCCAUCUUUGUGAACACUUAUGAAACUUCAUCCAAGACCUCUGCCGAGCUUGUUGAAAUUAUUCGCAAGAACUUUGACCUUCGUCCCGGUGUUUUGGUGAAGAGCCUCCGCUUGCAAACCCCUUUCUAUCUUUCCACAGCUUCUUAUGGACACUUUACUGACCAAUCCAAGCCUUGGGAACAACCCCACAAGCUUGAGUACUAAAGAAUUUGCUGAACAUAUUUCAACUAGACAUUUGUCCCAUCUGUUGUGUUUUGCCUAAUUUUUCUCCCCGUUAAUUUUAAAAGUUAGAAAAAAUGUUUAUCGGCUCGGGAAGUCGUAACUAUGAGAAGCGAGUUAUCAAUAAUACCCAUUUUUUGAUUGGCAUGUACUUAACAAAAUCCUGAUCAUGUUUGACAGUUGCAAAAAAAUCUAAUUUUUAAGAACUUGGCAAUCAGGUAGACACAAAUUCAACCUUUGUGUUUAUGACUCCAUCUCGAGGUUGAUGAGGCACUUUACUCUUUAUUUCUUUGUUUUGCAUUUAUUUUUAUUUCCUUGUACUUCUUUAGGUUAGUUUCGGUAUUGUGCUUUUGAUGCUUUUUCAUGAUAGUUGUAUCGUCGUACCUGCUUUCAACUAGUAGGCCACCUUCGUUCUUGAUUAAUCAUUUCAAUAAUUAUUACUACUUAUAAUGGUUUAUCAGAAUCACUUUGUAAUAAGCAUUGUAUCUUAUUGCUGUGUAGCUGAAACAAUAAUCCAUUUGGAGAAAUAUGGGAAGGAACGUUUGUAGGACGAACAAGAGUAGG
Messenger RNA from Schizosaccharomyces octosporus yFS286, 1932 nucleotides. Its product is annotated as S-adenosylmethionine synthetase. NCBI's taxonomy places the organism in Eukaryota, Fungi, Ascomycota, Schizosaccharomycetes, Schizosaccharomycetales, Schizosaccharomycetaceae. Gene Ontology annotation, molecular function: ATP binding; methionine adenosyltransferase activity. The record is from RefSeq and is a predicted model, not a curated record. Gene Ontology annotation, cellular component: cytosol. The transcript has a single exon. The coding region runs from base 205 to 1353 and encodes 382 amino acids. Gene Ontology annotation, biological process: S-adenosylmethionine biosynthetic process.